AUGGGAUCCGCAGCUGACUACGAGGCGACAAUCCGAGCGCUCAAGAAGAGCCUUACGGACGCGCGGAACCAGCAGCUUCGCGCCGAGACGGCGCUGGCCCGCACCCAGCGCGACCUCGCGGCGGCGCCUCUUGUCGACGCAACGACGGACACGAUUCUACGCGAGAUUGCUGCGUGUGCAGAGGAGCUCCGUGCAGAGACACAAGGGUCGACGGCCCAUGCUCUCAACAAAACGAUCGCCCGCCUCGGCGCGUUGCAGCUCACGGUUGCUGCUGCACAGCAGCGCCAGCAUGCAUGCGUUGUCGCGCAGGAGGCAGACGUCGCGCACCUGCGGGCUGCCAUCGAGCACCAGCCGCGACGCAAAGACUACCAAAUGGCUCAGCUCGAAAUCCAAGCGCUCAGCCAAGAGAAUGUGCGACUGCGGCGCGAGCUCGCCGCUGCCCACGCCCCGGCCGCGCCACCGCCCGUGCCCGUUGACACACAGCGCGCGAUCCGGCGUGACAAGCUACUGAAACAGCUGCGGGUCCAAACAAGUCAGAAAGACGAUGUGAUUACAGGCGAUAUUGUCCUCGAUGGCCAUGUCGUUCUGGACAACGUGAUGCGUCAAAAGGUCGGCCUGCUCUGCAUCGACAUGAUCAUCGACAUCAGCCAGCGACUCGACAACCCUCGCGUCGCCGAGCUGCCUCGCUACGUUGCCCAAAUGGCGCACAAGUGCGCGACGAUCCCGCGCCUCUUGACGUUUGCUAACUGCGUCGCGUCGGCACUCGGCGCACCCGCCGGCAGCGAGCUCCCAGACCUGGACGCUCUCAUCACGGACUUGCAUGAUCCACGCGCAUUUGGCGACGUCAUGAAGGCGCUCAACGUGACGACGCUUGCCGCCAUGGUGCCGGCAAUCAUGGAGAUGCGGUCGCUGCUGGUGACGCAGCGCGAGUUUGCUGCCGCGCUGCGCCAGCUCCUCGGGCUCGCACAUGGCGCGACGACAAAAGAUAUCCUCGACGUCUUGACGGGCCAAGGUGUCGUCGUCUUCACGCUCGGCCUGCUCACGGGCACGGGCACGACGCUGAUGUCCAAGCCCAUUUUCCAGACGUGGCUCAUGUUCGCCGCCAUGAUUUUUGCCUUGCCGAUCCAGUACAUCUACCAUUGGCAUCUCGAGCGGCAAUGGCAUGCGAACGGCGGCAAGAUCACAGGCUUCAAGCGGCCACAGCGCGUGCCCAUCAAGACGUACUUUGUCCUGGCGCUGCCCGCAGCCUUUGACUUGAUUGCGACGUACUUGGCCAACCUAGGGCUGCUCUACGUGACGGUCAGCGUCUUCCAGCUCAUGAAGUGCACCGUCAUCAUCUUUGUCGCGCUCCUCAAGGUGGUCGUGCUCAAGGACCACCUCCGCGGGUACAUGUGGAUUGGCAUCGCCAUGAACACGGCGGCGGCCAUCAUGGUGGGCUUUACGAGCUUCCAGGACACGGACGACCAGCUCAACAGCACCAACAACCCGGGUCUGGGCAUCCUCAUGAUUGUGCUGAGCUGCUUUGUGCAGUCGGCGCAAUACGUCUUUGAAGAAAAGCUCAUGGGCGACGGGAUUGACACGGCGCCGCCGUUGAUCGUCGUCGGCAUGGAAGGCUUCUGGGGCCUUCUCUUCACGUCCAUCUUUGUCUACCCGAUCGCGUACUACCUCCCGGGCAACGACCUCGGGUCGUACGAGCGCUUUGACGACGCGCUCACGAUGCUCGGCCACAGCAAGGCGGCGCAGAUUGCCGCCGGUAUCUUUGUGUUCGUCAUCCUUGGCUACAACGUCUUUGCCGUUUUUGUGACCUUUCUCCUCGACUCGAUCUGGCACGCGAUCCUCGACAACUUUCGCCCGAUCACGGUCUGGGGCACGGACCUGCUGCUCUUUUACGUCUUUACGCCCGGUACGUUUGGCGAGGCGUGGACGAUUUGGAGCUGGCUCGAGCUCGGCGGCAUGCUCACGCUCCUCGUCGGCACGGCGGUCUACAACGGGUCGAUCCAGCUGCCCGGGCACUACUAUGACGAGCCGGUCGACGGUGAGAGUGGCGCCACGACCAUGAUCCGGACGCCGCUCUCGAUGGCGAGUUCAGCCUUGACGCGCAGCCCGAUGAUCUCCAAGCAAGCGCUCAAGGCUGCCGACAUUGCACGCCGGACGCCCGACCCCAUGGACCGCGAACGCGUCCGGAAAGAGUACAUGACCGAGUUCCACAAGCUGCAGUCGGGCAAGGACAGCAGCGGCUCGAGCGCGUCCAAGCGCCUCGACCCCGCGGGGCACUCGUACGGCUCGAUGGACACGUAG
Molecule: messenger RNA, 2298 nt
Organism: Saprolegnia parasitica CBS 223.65
Lineage: Eukaryota; Oomycota; Saprolegniomycetes; Saprolegniales; Saprolegniaceae
Exons: 11
Coding region: 1-2298 (765 amino acids)
Biological process (GO): transmembrane transport
Cellular component (GO): membrane
Molecular function (GO): transmembrane transporter activity
Source: RefSeq, a predicted model, not a curated record